AUGGCCCCACAGGGUUCAACAAAAACGUUAGCUCUCUUCCUAGCAGUGAUCAGCAUCGUCUUCCCCAGCCAAACCGAAGCCCACAGCUUACCCCUUCACUGCCAUUAUCCACCGCCACGGGUGUGUCCACCGUGUCCACUACCACUGCCGCCUCCACCGUGUCCAAAAAUUCCGCCUCCACCAUGUCCUGCACCAGCGAUGAUUCCGCCUCCACCGUGUCCAGCACCAAUGCCUCCUCCACCCUGUCCACGACUCCCACCGCCUCCACCGUGUCCUCAGCCACCGCCUCAGCCACCGCCUCAGCCACCAACAUCACAACCACCACCUCCUCCAAACACACCACCGCCUACUCCAAACUCCCAACCAUCACAGCCUCCAUUAAAGACUCCACCACCACCUCUUCCAACUACACCACCUCCUCCAAAGACUCCCCCACCGGAGACUCCGGCACCACCUCCUCCAAAUUCAGAACCACCAAUGCCUCCACCGCAGACUUCACCACCACCCCCUCCACCAAAGACUCCUCCACCAGAGACUCCACCACCACCUCCUCCAAACUCCCAACCAACACUGCCCCCUUCCCAAAUUCCACCACGACCUCCACCGAAUGUCCAACCACCACCACCCCCGCCUAGCACAUGUCCGAGGAAUGCUGGCCAAAUAAGGGCAUGUUCCAAUGUCCUAAGACGUUCCGGAAAUUUCCUAGACUUUGAAAAUGCGCAGCCAUGUUGUUCACUCAUCCGUGAUCUUUCUGAUGCGGAGGCAGCUGCUUGCAUAUGCAAUUUGGUGAAUGCACGACCCCACACUCUUUCUCCCAAUAUCACUAUCCUUUGUAGGACUUGUGGCCGCAACAUUCCCCGAGGUUUCGCCUGCCCAUGA
Molecule: messenger RNA, 879 nt
Organism: Brassica oleracea var. oleracea
Lineage: Eukaryota; Viridiplantae; Streptophyta; Magnoliopsida; Brassicales; Brassicaceae
Product: vegetative cell wall protein gp1-like
Exons: 1
Coding region: 1-879 (292 amino acids)
Source: RefSeq, a predicted model, not a curated record